Messenger RNA from Alnus glutinosa, 1281 nucleotides. Its product is annotated as NADH--cytochrome b5 reductase 1. The transcript has 9 exons. Gene Ontology annotation, biological process: electron transport chain. Gene Ontology annotation, molecular function: cytochrome-b5 reductase activity, acting on NAD(P)H. The coding region runs from base 245 to 1081 and encodes 278 amino acids. Lineage: Eukaryota; Viridiplantae; Streptophyta; Magnoliopsida; Fagales; Betulaceae. The record is from RefSeq and is a predicted model, not a curated record.
GACGUUGGUAGGUGCACUAGAUUCGGUUGUUAGUCUUAAGCCACUCCGCUCGCCGGACAGGCGGACACACUGUCUUCUUUCUCACCUACCAAAUUUCUCAUUCUCACUCUCUCUUUUUCUUCCUCUGUCACUGUCACGGCGACCAGGAUUAGGAGAGACCCAGGCACUCUCCCAUUUUAUCUCCUGCCUAUUUCAUUUCCUGCCCAUUUCUUGAUUCAGUUGGUACGAUCGGGAGUAUCCUAUCAUGGAUUUCUUACAGACCGCAGACACCCAGAUUCUUGUGGGUGCAGCAGUGGCUCUUGUAGCCAUUGGUGCUGGUGCUUUCUAUUUCUACUCCUCCAAGAAACCCAAAGGCUGCUUAGAUCCUGAGAAUUUCAAGGAGUUUAAACUUGUAAAGCGCACAGAAUUGAGCCAUAAUGUGGCGAAGUUCAAGUUUGAACUUCCUGCACCAACUUCGGUUCUGGGUCUUCCAAUUGGACAACAUAUAAGUUGCAGAGGCAAGGACAGCCAAGGUGAAGUGGUUAUCAAGCCAUAUACACCAACUACUUUGGAUUCUGAUGUCGGUUAUUUUGAGCUAGUUAUAAAGAUGUAUCCACAAGGAAGGAUGUCACACCAUUUUCGUGAGAUGCGGGUUGGAGAUUAUCUUUCUGUAAAGGGACCCAAGGGUCGUUUCAAGUAUCAACCCGGCCAAAUUAGAGCAUUUGGCAUGCUUGCUGGAGGCUCUGGAAUUACUCCAAUGUUCCAAGUUGCUAGAGUCAUAUUAGAAAACCCCAAAGACACGGCAAAGGUGCACCUUAUUUAUGCCAAUGUCACAUAUGAGGACAUUCUUUUAAAGGAAGAAUUGGAUGGUCUUGCAACUAACUACCCGGACCGCUUUAAAAUCUACUAUGUCUUGAAUCAGCCUCCUGAAGUAUGGCAUGGCGGUGUUGGCUUUGUAUCAAAGGAAAUGAUUCAUACCCACUGCCCUGCACCGGCACCUGAUAUUCAGAUUCUGAGGUGUGGUCCACCACCCAUGAACAAGGCCAUGAGUGCUCACCUUGAUGCCAUUGGAUAUACCUCUGAGAUGCAGUUCCAAUUCUGAUCCGCUUUUGCAAGGUCUUUGACUUUGGUGCGGACCAGCUUUUACUGUUUCCAUGGGUUGAAUGAAAGACUUUUUAUCCUAUACUUUAAUUUCUAGCAUUGAAUGGUACUGUUAAGCAUUAGAGCGACUCAUAAACUAUCUUGCUUUUGAAAUUAAAAAAUAAAGGAAAAAAAAAGUUCCUUGUCGGAAUGGCUUUUGCA